GUGGGACAAUGAUGGAUCCAUUGCCUGCGCGGACAUGCCAGAGGAAUGGGGGAUCAGCCGGCAAGACUUCCUCGCCUGGAACCCGUCCAUCACAGCUACUUGUGGCAACUACAUUACUGGCCGAUCGUACUGCGUGGAGGCCCCCUCUGUCACGCCUCCCGAGGGGCCAUCCAGCCAGUCUUCCACCACCACCACCGCCACCACUACUGCAAGCCCGACAGGCCCUACCAACGGCAUUGAGACGCCACAGCCGAUCCAGCCAGGCAUGACGCAGGAUUGCGACCGCUUCUACUUUGUCAAGCUUGGGGACACGUGUGCUGGCAUUGCCUCGCAGUUUGGCAUCAGCCAGCAGCAGUUCCAGCAGUGGAACCCUGCGGUCGGCUCGACAUGCACCGGCAUCUGGGCCGACACGUAUGCCUGCGUCCAUGUCGUUGGCCUGCAGACGUCGAAGACGACGUCCAAGCCGACAACGACGUCCACGCCUGGCAACGGGAUCCAGACGCCGCAGCCAACACAGCCGCAGAUUGUCAGCAACUGCGACAAGUUCGUGCUGGUCCAGGCCGGUGAGACAUGCGCCACCAUUGCCGCCAAGAACGGCAUCACGGAGCAGCAGUUUGCCGCCUGGAACCCGUCUGUCGGAUCGACGUGCACGGGGUUAUGGGCCAAUGCGUAUGCCUGUGUGCACAUCAUCGGCCUGGCCACCACAACAAAGGCAACCUCGACGACAAGCGCCGGCAACGGCAUUCAGACGCCACAGCCGACGCAGCCGUCGAUGGUCACAAACUGCGCAAAGUUCCACAAGGUCUCCAGCGGCCAGACCUGCGCGCGGAUCGCCGCCGACGCCGGCAUCACCGUCUCGCGGCUGCGCACCUGGAACAAGUCGCUCAGCGCGGCAUGCACGGAGCUCUGGGCCAACGCCUACGUCUGCAUCGGCACCAUCGGCUUCGCGCCGUCGACCAAGGCGACGUGCUCGACCUCAGACAAGACCUGGGGCGACAACAAGGCCGCCGCGGUCAGCAACGUGGCCAAGUGGUGUGACGGCAACUCGAACACGGACGGCAGCGGCGGCUUCGCCACAGGCCAGACAAAGUACGGCUGCUACAACGCGCCCUACGGGACCAACAAGAUUGAGUUCUGGGCGCGCAACGAUUUUACCAUCGGCACCAGCCUGUCCGUCGCCAAGUGCAACGACAUUGUCAAGGUUCCCAUUAACAGCUGUGCGCGCGGCGGCACAGCCGUACAGGAAGGCUGGUGGGUCAAGGCCCUUAUCACGGCAGGCAAGUGUUAGGCAUGAUCAGCAAGUCCGUGAUUGCAAAGGCUGCUGGCACAUGGGGCAUCUACGCAGGUGCGACGGGCUGGGGUUAUGUUGUGGACUGCCUGUCUGCUGUUUUAUUUUUUUUCAUUCCCGUAAGGACAUGGUUGCCACAUGCGCAUAGAUGCCGUCACAGGCGGUUUGCAAGGUGUACCCAUCACUCUGUCGUAAAUCAACUUCUGUGGGCCACCGUCAAUGCCUGACUUUUUGAGCUGGAAGUCUAACGUUGCAGCGCUUUGGCUAAAGUAGC
This is a messenger RNA of Microdochium trichocladiopsis, 1562 nucleotides long. RefSeq lists its product as uncharacterized. Lineage: Eukaryota; Fungi; Ascomycota; Sordariomycetes; Xylariales; Microdochiaceae. The record is from RefSeq and is a predicted model, not a curated record. Bases 35 to 1288 code for a protein of 417 amino acids. The transcript has 3 exons.